UGCCGCCGCCGCCGUGUGAGUGAGUUGGGCUGCUCCAGCGGGGCUAACCCCUUCCCCCUGCCUGCGAGUCAGCCUGGCUACGAAUCACGUGUCAGCUGCCUGAGGCAGAGACUAGAGAGGAGGGGAGGGGGGGAAGCGCCUCAUUCCUUCUUCCACCGCCAUACUGUAUUUUAUAGUAACUCAUUUUUAUUCCUCUCUUUUACUCCCGCUCGUGGAAGGUUUUCCUGGAGAAUGAAGUGCGGUUUGGUUUCCUUGUCAACGGAAGAUGAAGUGAACAACUGAACAUCUCCCCAGUGCAGGUUUGAGACUCUGAUGGAAUGUUAAAAGAGCACAGCCCUGGUGAGCAGAGUGUGGCCAUAUCCAAGUUUGGUGUUCCUGGAAGGUGCCUCGCCAGUUGGUUUUUGGUUAAAGCAAAGUGAGCCAAUCAUGACCGGCAAAACACAGACCAGCAAUGUUACCAAUAAGAAUGACCCCAAGUCAAUCAACUCCAGAGUCUUCAUUGGCAAUCUGAACACAGCCAUUGUCAAAAAAGGUGACAUAGAGGCAAUCUUUGCAAAGUACGGAAAAAUAGUUGGCUGCUCAGUGCACAAAGGUUAUGCAUUUGUACAGUAUAUGAGUGAGAGGCAUGCGAGGGCUGCGGUGGCAGGAGAGAAUGCUAGGAUCAUUGCAGGACAACCACUCGAUAUCAACAUGGCAGGAGAACCAAAACCAUACAGACCAAAACCUGGAAACAAGCGGCCACUUUCAGCCCUUUACAGACUUGAUUCAAAGGAACCUUUCUUGUCUGUUGGAGGUUAUGUCUUUGACUAUGAUUACUACAGAGAUGAUUUCUACAAUCGAUUGUUUGAUUACCAUGGUCGUGUCCCACCACCACCUCGUGCAGUGAUACCAUUGAAGCGCCCUCGUGUGGCCAUGACAGCAACUCGUAGAGGGAAAGGGGUUUUUUCCAUGAAAGGGGGAUCGCGAUCAACGUCUAGUGGGGCGUCUUCUUCAGGAUCCAAAUUGAAAUCAGAUGAGUUGCAAACAAUCAAGAAGGAAUUAACCCAAAUCAAAACAAAAAUUGACUCCUUGCUAGGGAGACUGGAGAAGAUUGAAAAACAGCAGAAGGCUGAAGCAGAAGCUCAAAAGAAGCAAAUGGAAGAUAAUGCUGAUUUGAUCCAAGAGGAAUGCAUAUCAGAGAAUGCAGAUAACUCUACAGAAGAGCCUAUUGAAGUAGGGCCAGAUGCAGAUGGGGAUGGAGAAGAGAUGACUGAUGGAAUAGAGGAGGAUUUUGAUGAGGAUUGCAGCAAUGAGCUGAAACACUGUUGGACAAUUUCCCUGGUGUACUGAACACUUUGGACUUCAGUGAGCUUUUUCUCAAUAGCAGUGAAAACAUGGAGUUCUUCAUGCCUAAGACAAAUGAAUAGUUUCUACAGAUCAAGUGAUGAGGUGUCAUGUGUGAGCCCCUUGGAGGCUGAGAAGAGAAACUGUGACUUCCCCUUUCCACUCCCCCACAGAAAUGUGAACUGCGGUUUCUUACUGGCUAGCAACACCUUUGAUUCAAUUUGUAUGAAAACUCACUUUACUUAUUAAAAUGGACAUUAUUGUUCAAACCUUAGAAAUUUCAUUUCUUAUAUGUUCUAAGCUGUACAACUGUCAGAUUUUUAUGGUUUAGAUUGUAAAUGUGUUUUUCUCUGGCUAAUUAUUGGUAUUAUUUGUUUUUAAUUUUGAUGUCUUAAAGGCCAAGGUACUGUAUGAUAAUAAUAUGAAGGACAUAUUUAGCAGGCGUGAGAGACACUGUAUACAAAUGUAUAUUUGUAAAAGCUAUUUUUAUGAUUAGCAUGUUUUACUGUUUAUCAUAUUUAAAGUCAGUUGAUAUUGCAUUUCUAUGUUUAUAGCUUAACUCAGACACAGUCAUGUUAUGAUCAAAGACUUAUUAUCAAUCAUGUUGUAUGGUAUUUUUCAUUACUUUUCAUUAUAUUCAUAGUUUAAGAUAAUUAUGUUUACUAGUAGGGAUAAUAUUGAAAGGCAAAGUAAUAGUUCUGUUCUGUUCAUGCACUAUUUCACCGUAAUUGCUAAAAAGUGCAAAUAUGUCAAAUAUCAGAUCAAUUGAUAAACUGUAAAUUAGACCCACUUGUUAAUCCCUUUUUUCAAACAAGCACUCUCUGUGAUGCCAUAGAUUAGCACAGUUAUUUCAUCUGUAUCUGUUACUAUCUCAAAGCAGUUUGUUGUUACCUUAUGGAAAAGUUUACAUGCCAGUGAAUGUCCUAUCCAAACUGUAUUCCAGACAGGUGAAUGUUUUAUAUAUUGCCAAUAUUUGAAACCUUACAUUAGAUUAUCAAUUGUUUUGUUUCACUUUCGGUCAAUAGGAUCGUUCCAUUUCUCAAUCUCUCAAGCAUUCUCCACAUGCUUGAAGUUGGAAUAAUCCAUUCUCACAGAGGCUGUAGGGGAAUUCAGUAUUUAAUUUCUUAAUAAAUCAUGUUUCUUUUCAAACAAAA
Molecule: messenger RNA, 2477 nt
Organism: Trachemys scripta elegans
Lineage: Eukaryota; Metazoa; Chordata; Testudines; Emydidae
Gene: RALYL
Product: RALY RNA binding protein like
Exons: 12
Coding region: 427-1329 (300 amino acids)
Cellular component (GO): nucleus
Molecular function (GO): RNA binding
Source: RefSeq, a predicted model, not a curated record